Messenger RNA from Panicum virgatum (switchgrass), 1703 nucleotides. RefSeq lists its product as uncharacterized. Bases 313 to 1398 code for a protein of 361 amino acids. The record is from RefSeq and is a predicted model, not a curated record. Lineage: Eukaryota; Viridiplantae; Streptophyta; Magnoliopsida; Poales; Poaceae. The transcript has 5 exons.
GGCGGCAGGCCUACACCACACCGGGUCGAUCUUGUCAUGUGGGACAAAGCCGGCGGCGCUGAUGGGCAUCUAACAUGAGUCCUGAUCGGGAGCUGGCUGAUCCCGACUUCCCGAGAGACGGGCCGCCUCAUACCACAAGCGCCCGGCAAGGCCAGCGACCUCUUUCUCAUCGCCACCCACGCAUCGCUCAUACCCUGGGGUCUGCUGGGAAACAACCGAAGGGCGGGUGCACGGCGGAAGGUCUUGCUCGCCGGCCUCCGCUUUUGCCGGCUGCCGAACUUUGGGGCCACCGUUCAAAUGGUUGACUGACGGAUGACGAUGGUCACGCUCUCGAAAGUAACCGUGGUGUUUGCCGUGGCGCUGCUGGGCUGGGCAUACCAGGCCACCCGGCCGCCUCCCCCGGCGAUCUUGGGCGCUCCGGGAGGGCUGCCGAUCACCUCCCCGAGAGUCCGGCUCAAGGAUGGCCGACACCUAGCCUACAUGGAAGCCGGAGUGCGCAAGGAGAACGCGAGGUACAAGGUCAUCUUCGUCCACGGGUUCGGCUCCACCAAGGAGAGCGGCUUCCAGGUGUCCCAGGAGCUUGUGGAGGAGCUGGGGAUAUACAUGCUGUUCUUCGACAGAGCCGGGUACGGCGACAGCGACGCCAACCCGAAGAGGUGCCUGAAGAGCGACUCCACGGACGUCGAGGAGCUCGCCGACGCGCUGCAGCUCGGGGACAAGUUCUACGUGUUGGGCUGCUCCAUGGGCGGAUACAUCGCGUGGAGCUGCCUCCACUACAUUCCGCACAGGCUGGCCGGAGCGUCGCUGGUCGUGCCGGCGGUGAACUACUGGUGGCCGCUGCCGGACGACGUGCGGAGGAGCGCGUACGGGAAGCUGGACGCCUGGGACAGGACGACGUUCUGGAUCGCGCACCACGCGCCGUCGCUGCUCUGCGCCUGGCUCACGCAGACGUGGCUCCCGACGUCGCCGAUCGUCAGGGGCGAGCGCGGCGCGUUCACCGCCAAGGACUGGGAGAUCCUCACCGAGCUCUGGAGGAAGCAGCGCGAGAGCGGCCAGCAGGUGGAUCGGGCCAAAGCGACGCGGCAGGGGACCUACGAGUCGCUAUGCCGCGACGCGACGAUCCUGUUCGGCAGAUGGGAGUUCGAUCCCACGGAGAUGAGGAACCCGUUCCCCGACGGCGAGGGCGUGGUCAGCAUCUGGCAGGGGUACGAGGACAGGAUCGUGCAGGUGGAGAUCCAGCGGCACGUGGCGCGGAGGCUGCCGUGGGUGCGGUACCACGAGCACCCCGAGGCCGGGCACGCGCUCCCGGACAUGGACGGGGUCGGCGACGAGAUCGUCAGGGAGCUCUUGCUCGGCGCCGGCGAGGCGCCGCAGAGCGAGCCGCGCGCGCCACGGUAGCUGAACGUGCUGAGAGGUUGGUGAGGAAAUUAAACGAGCAGGUAGAUAUCCGCACGUAUGUAGGUGGAGAAUAAACGGCGUUGGGCCAAGUCAAUGCGCUGAUGUCCUGACGAGUUGGGAAGUGCAGGAACUUGGUAGUUGAUGAACAUCAGUUGAUCGAAUUAGCAAUUGGAACAGCUGGCCAGUGGCGUCAUGGUACUUGAUCCACAUUGAUGGAUUAAGAAGCUACCCAUGUAAAUGUUGAGCCGUUACGGUGUUAAGUAUGUACUCUAUUUUUAUUUACAUAUCGUAUUAGGUUUGUCGUA